CGCAUAUGGCGCAUUUGAGGCCGGAUCUUUUAAAGAGCAUACAGGAUAUGGCCCUUCAGCCGAAAACGGACCCUUUGAUCAUCCAGAGUAAGCAUAUGCGAUAGUGAUCCGGUUGAUACAGCUGCUGCUCAUAGGUCGGUCACCCUCUUCUCCUCUUCCCAAGUCCAGAUGACACCAGCUGCUGCGAAUGCACCCCACACGCAACCGUCUGCGCGAUUCACAUGAACACCAACACCAAAGAAUCAGCAAUGGCCAACGUCAAGGUCGCUCCAUUCACCGUCAACCUCGGCGAGGACGUCAACUCAUACGAUGUAUACUGCCCGUACUGCUUAAAGUCCAUCAUCCUCAAGGCCGGAGUUGGCAAGAGAGUAGAGCGAGAUGCAGCACCUCUAUCACGAGUAAGCGACGGGGAUAAACCAGAACCAUCUGCGCCAUCAGAAGCAACUGCACACUUCUGGCAAGUCAACGAUCCAUUCGCAUUCGAGAACCUCGGAUUCUCCAAGGAUGAUCCGGCACGACCGAACUUGAAAUACCUGGCAUGUGCAGACUGCGACAAAGGCCCGUUAGGUUAUGCUGAUAGAGCUGCGAACGAGUACCUACUAGCAGUGGAGAUGGUCGGAUACAGGAUUGAGAACGCAUGAAGAAAUAUGGGUGUUUUCCAAAAAUAUAUCAAAAAGACUGCGUACAGUG
This is a messenger RNA of Saitoella complicata NRRL Y-17804, 690 nucleotides long. RefSeq names its product Mss4-like protein. Gene Ontology annotation, biological process: post-Golgi vesicle-mediated transport; small GTPase-mediated signal transduction. The transcript is spliced from 2 exons. The coding region runs from base 249 to 641 and encodes 130 amino acids. Gene Ontology annotation, cellular component: cytosol; membrane. NCBI's taxonomy places the organism in Eukaryota, Fungi, Ascomycota, Saitoellomycetes, Saitoellales, Saitoellaceae. The record is from RefSeq and is a predicted model, not a curated record. Gene Ontology annotation, molecular function: guanyl-nucleotide exchange factor activity; zinc ion binding.